AAAAGAUUUGGGGAUUUAUUACAAAAUAAGUUUUUAAUUAUUGCAUCAGUGAGUAAUCCUUAUUUUAAAGUGGCAUGGAUUAAAAAUGAUGUAAGAAAGCAAAUGGCUAUGGAUGCAUUUAGAAAUGCUUGUUURCAAAUAUAUGAAAAAGAGUGUGUUUCCAAUACUCAAGAACCUAAUAUUGUAGAAAGUUAUGAUGARCCAUCAUUGGACUUUUUUACGUGGUCUUCUUCAAACAAUAUGAAUGGUAUAGAUUCGGUAGAUAUUKAAAUUAAUCAAUAUUUUAGGACUUCACCAACAAAAAACUUGGAUUGUUUGCAAUCACUUCCUAUACUUAAAAAAGUAUUUAUUAAAUACAAUACACCUCUCCCCAGCAGUGCUUCGGUUGAAAGGGUAUUUAGUGUAGGAGGAGCUACGUUAACAAAAAAGAGAACAUCAAUUAGUGACAAGCAUUUUGAACAAAUAAUGUUUUUAAAAUGUAAUAAUCAAUGCAAUAAUAAAUAAUAA
Messenger RNA from Diuraphis noxia (Russian wheat aphid), 507 nucleotides. RefSeq lists its product as uncharacterized. The record is from RefSeq and is a predicted model, not a curated record. Gene Ontology annotation, molecular function: protein dimerization activity. NCBI's taxonomy places the organism in Eukaryota, Metazoa, Arthropoda, Insecta, Hemiptera, Aphididae.